UCCCGUCGUCCACCGGGGCGCCGGCCACUCACCCGGAAGGAGAAGCCGAUACGGGCUGCAUGGUGGCGCGCCGGCGGUGUUGUGGGGAGUGCGAGCUGCUCUUAGGUUUUUUCCUCCAAUGGGCUUUUGGUGUAGGAUGUUGGAGAACCAAGAGCAGGAGGAGGUGAUCACUGUGCGUGUUCAGGACCCCCGUGUGCAGAAUGAGGGCUCCUGGAAUUCUUACGUGGAUUAUAAGAUAUUCCUCCAUACCAACAGCAAGGCAUUUACCGCCAAAACGUCCUGUGUACGUCGCCGGUACCGUGAGUUCGUGUGGCUGAGAAAGCAGCUACAGAGAAAUGCUGGUUUAGUUCCUGUUCCUGAGCUUCCUGGGAAGUCAACCUUCUUUGGCAGCUCAGAUGAGUUCAUUGAGAAGCGACGACAGGGUCUGCAACACUUCCUCGAAAAGGUCCUGCAGAGUGUGGUCCUCCUGUCAGACAGCCAGUUACACCUCUUCCUGCAAAGCCAGCUCUCGGUGCCUGAGAUCGAAGCCUGUGUGGAGGGCCGAAGCCCCGUGACUGUUUCUGAUGCCAUUCUUCGAUAUGCUGUGUCAAACUGCGGCUGGGUCCAGGAGGAGAGACAGGGUUCUUCUCACCUGGCCAAGGGAGACCAGCCGAAGAGUUGCUGCUUUCUUACAAGAUCAGGCAGGAGGCGCUCUCCCUCACCACCUCCUGGGCAAGAAAAGGACCACUUUGAGGUGUGGGCUCCUGUUGUUGACUCUGAGGCACCUUCCUUGGAAAGCUCCCUUCUGCCACCACCCUCCCCACCAUCAAGCUGUGGUUUUACAAGACCUGAUGAGGGAACCUCUCCUCAGCCUGUGAGGAGGGCCGUGGGAAGGGACCAUGCUGUGCCUUUGGACCCUGGUCAAUUAGAAACAGUUUUGGAAAAGUGACUUUGAACUCUGGGUUCUGUUCUCAGGUGGACAGAAGAUGCAGGCAAGGAGACUUGCUCGGGUGGCCUUGGGCACAGGGCAGGUGUUGGGGAUGCUGGGCAGCUUAGUGUCUUACAGUUGCCUUUGCUUGGGGUGGUUACACAUAGGGUGGUCAUGACAUCUCCUCAAGCUUCUUCCAUAGGAAUAAACACUGUGCAGAUGUUCCUAAGUUAAGCUUAAGGUCCAGGGCUGUUGGUUUUGACCAGAACCCCAAUUUUGCUCUCCUGGGAGCUGAGUUUCUUCAGAUGUUUGCUGAGCAGCCCAGGAGUACUGCCUCAGGUAACUGGUUUUGGGGACCUGAAAGUGGCAGAUUUUAAGUUGCCAAAUUGAGUAUUGUCCCAACAGAAACGCUUAAUGUAGAAGUAGUCCCACCGGCUGUCUUUGCUGCAGCCCCUGGAGCACCUUGUUUCUGGGAGGCUGGCCUCUUGCCUACCUCCUUGCAUGGAGAGGGUGGUGAUUAUAUUUAUUCUUCCACCACCUUGCUUUACCUCCACUAAUACCACUGAAUGGAAUGGUGCUAUGACUCCUGUCUUUGGGGUUUCCUGCAUAUCCCAAGACCUCAGCCUGGCUGGGACCCGAGACCCCCAAAAUAGUUCCUAGCCGUCCGUGAAACAGAGGUGGAUGAUCAGAGCUAGAGAAAAGGCAGUAGUAGCUCAGGGGGUUUUGUUUUGGAAUAGGCUGUCCUGGGCUGUCACCGUCUCUUUCUGGUUAUAAAGCGGAGAUGUGACUAUGUUUUCUGCAGUGUUAGUGUGGGCUCCUUUCUUUUUUGAAUCCCUUUCUUGUCCCUUAGUAACAGCUCCCUGCCCCCAGGGCUUCAGCCACCACAGUGUCCCUCUGCUGUGUUGCAGGGAGGCUGUAUGUUUAGUCCAAUGGGGCACAAAGGCUUUGUUUGUGCCUGGAGAGAGGGCUCUGGGGAUGGAGAUGAGGAACAACACGCCUUCCUUCAGACAAUAAGGCAUUCCGCCCUCCUGCUGCCAUAAUUCCCCUCCGCUGAGAGUUGGAGUGGUAGGAGAUGAGUGCUGCUGGCAUGCUGCAUCGCCUGCCCCUUAGGUUUGUAUGUGGUGGUUCUCGCCCACGCCUCCCUCCUCUGGCCACCCCAACCUGUCUAUGGGCUCUUUUACUACCAGCCUCUGCUGUGGGACUGUCAUGGCAUUUAGUUCAGAGUUGAGGGGCUUUGGCCUGAAAUAAAAUUCAAGUAUUUAAGACUGUGGCUGCAAUUGGUGUCUAACAAGCUGUAGCCGAGAAGGAGGGAGUGAGGGCUGGCAGUAGUUACUUUCAUAAAUCAUGAAUUUAUCAGCGUGGAAAUAAUGGUACAGAACUGUGCACCGCAGCUCUCCUGCAUUGUGUGUGCAGCUCAGGUUCACUCCUGGAGGAAGGGUUGUUUUCCAAAGAGCCAGCACCCGGCUCUCAGUUGCGGGCAUGAACCUUGUUAGGUAUAAUUUACCUGAUGUUGCUUCCACCCUUGCAGCCUGUCUGAGGCGCCAGGUGCUGAAAGAGAAAUAAAGUUUGUCAACAGGCAGAUGCAAAGCCCUGGCUGGGACUCAUCCCUCUUUCCUGCCUGCCUCCCCUGAGUUUCUCCUUUAUAUGAUGUAGCAGAUCAAGGCAAGGGUAGAAAACCUACAGAGGCAAAUCCAAACUGUCAAAAGAAGUUCAUUUGAAAGGGGAAAAAACUCCAUACACAACCCUCACAAAAACCGACAGAUGCUAAGAUAAUGGCAUCCGCUUUGCCGAUUGGUGGGGAUGACUCAUGAAUAUUAAUGAGUCCAAUGCUCCAAAUGGUGCAGCUGUGAACCCAGCUGUGCCUGAAGCUCUCUGAUCUCGAAACUUCCAGACAGGAGCCGGAGGUGGUCUGUGUCAAUUCCCUACUCAGCCAAAAAAACAGCAAGCUGGGUUGGCCUUCUUCUGUUCGUUCCUUUCUUCCUGGAGUUGGUGCUCAGCAGCUAGUUCUGCCAGCAGGGUAGGCUGCUGGGACAGCAGGAGCCAUUCAAAGACACGGAUGCAAUUUUUCUGACUCCUGGCUUUUUUAAUGAUCUAUUAACAGCAAUGCAUACAACAGCAGCUCAGUUAAUCGAAGGCCAGGCACUGUCCUCCCUUAUGCAGAGUUGAGUGUAGGCCAUGGAAGGAGAAGUCCUAAAAAGCAGAGUGUUUCUAAUAAUAGGGCCUGAAGUUACCAGAAAAACAGCAAAGAUGGAUUUUCCUUCAUCCAGGUGGUGUCGUUUGCCUCAUGUUUUGCUCUGUCGCUGUGUGUUCAGGGCUAGCCGCUGUGGGGGAUGACUGCCAUAUGAAGAUGGGGAGCUCCUGGGGAAGGGGGAGGCCUGCUGAGCUGUUGUGUAGAAUGCAAGCAUUUUUGUUAGAAUUUAGGUUUGAGGUCGGUUCUGUGCCUGAUGUCAACUUCUGACAGUAACUUUGGGGCCCAAGUCUAGUCAUUUUGCUUGGGAUACGUGAUCCCAAGCUUACGGGUUUCAUUGUUUGGUGGAGGGAUGUGUAUGGGUGGAGGAGGAGGUGGGUUUUCCUUGCAUGAAAAGUCUUCUAUGCAUCCUUUUAUUUGCCUUCACUGCCUAGUGAGGAGAGUAGGCAAGUAUGACACUCAUUUUUGGGCUGAGGAAACAGCUGAGCUGAUUAUGGGUCUUAAAAAAUAUGUUUUUAGAUGACAGUAGAAUAUAUUCACGAGAGAUCCUUUCCAAGCUCUAUAAGGCAGGGUUUAUUUUUCCCCGCAAAAAAACUUUUUAAAAAAAAAGCUAACCUAAACCUACCACUGCUCAAAUAAAAGAAAAGAAAUAUCUCCUUGCAGAGCUUUUUGGAGUUCUCAGAAAUUGGAGCUCCUUCAGAGUCCUCAGUUUUCUGACUGCUGAGGUCCUAGAUCCACACCACCAAGUGCUGGACACCUUGUACUCUUUGGUAGCUUUGCUUGGAGGUGAUCAUGACUUCUUAAAAAUCUGAUUGGACCUUAUGUUAGCUCCAUGUCUGAAUCUGUUUAUGUCUCAGCUCUUGCUGAGUAUUCUUAACACCGUAGGAGUGGGGAGGAUAGUGGGCUGGGAGGAUGUGAGGUAGGGUUGGAGGUAGAAACAGAAAUGGACCAGCUCCCAACCUACCUCACAGAGGCGGCAGUAGCAGUCAGUUGGGCUAGAGUGGCAUCUGGAUGUAUGUGGUAGCAGCCAGCUGACACACGGCUAAAGCCAAGCAGAUAACCACUGCAGCGUGAGAUAGUGAUUUUCUCAGUGAAAUCCGGGCACUGAUCCUAAGCCAUCCCUCCCAGGUAGCCCUCUGCCAGCAGGGACUUGGCUCAGGAGAGGGCAUGUUGUCUGGCUCAAGGUAACCUUUCUUUGAACUGGAUGAGCGUCCCCCUUCCUGAUCUCGCCACUGUACCUUCUUUCCUGAGGGUCCCCCCAACCCACUUGGGAAGCCUGCACGCAUUUUCUUCUCAUUCACUCCCUGCCCCAGCUCUUCUCUCUAAAGAAAUUUCAGGAAUUGCUACAAAGACCAGAUAUGCGUUUGGCUUAGCAUCAGGCACCAGCAGUCAGUCCUAGCAUCUUACUAGAGAAAUAACUUCUUGGGGAAAACCAGUUCCAUCUUAGUAAUGGCUAGAUUUGAAGUUGAAAAGCUGGAACCUCAAGAUAAAAUAAACAUACACCACUGAUGCUGAAAAGGGUAAUGAGCCACACUUUUGAGGAGAUAGAUUGUUCCUGACUCAGUGAGCAAGUAAAUAAUUUUCCCUCCCAUUCAGGGGCAACCUGAUCCUCUUCCACAAGCAAAGGAGUAAAACAUGGGGAACUUAUAUAGUGAAAGGGGCAUGAAUAUAAGUAGGGAAAGAUAGUAAAGCUGGAGUGUGAGAAUUAAGACACUACCUGAAAGUCUAAAGUUUUUUCGCCCUGGAAGGGUCGAAACAUGGGAUGCUUCUGUAAUCUUUGCAUUAUGGGAAGCCACCAGCCAAAAUGUUUCAUCUGUGGCUAUCAGGUCCCUCCUUCCCAUCCUUCAGCCAAGCACUUUUUCCUUCAUACCAUCUGUUUCAAAGGGGCUAGUUAGUUUAGAUGCUUCCAUCACCGCUCUGGCCCUGUGUGUGUCCCUUCGCCUGGUGGCCAUGUUGGUGUGGGAAGCCAGGCCUGCCACCAUCCUGACCAGAGUCCUUCCAGCAGAAGGCCCAGAAUAGUGAGAGCCCAAAGCGGUUUGUUAGAGGCAGUGCAACCUGCCUGCUAUAAGCUACGAGACUUAGAUAUAUUCUACCAAUUAGGGCACAUCUGUUCGAAAUGCUGAAAGUCAGGCAUGUCUCUUUAAGAGCCAUCCCACUCCUCUCUUUGAGUGAUGAGGGCUGGGAGCACGAGGGAGUCAGAUGCUGAUCAAACAGUCCUACUGCCCAGCUCUGUUAGAAAAUUACUGUAAUUAUGAUCUAGUCCCAGCAGAGGGAUGAGUUCCAAUCCUGCUAAUAACCCUUCCAGGUGCGUCAGAUUCAGGGCCCAUGGGAGGCAGCGCUGACGGGGCUCUGGCUGGCACCACAGCCAGCGAUGGCCCUCCUGUCUGUCCUGUGGAGGCAAAGACGAGACAGGCCCUGGACCCCUCAUCCCCUCUUGGCCUCCUGAGAAGGCAGUGAGUUUGGGUUGUGUUUUAUUUUUUGGUUCUUGAUUGAGCUCCUUGAAGUCCCCUCAGCUAACAUGAAGUACCAGGAAAAUCACAGCCAUGAGAUGACAGUCUGUCCUUACUCUCUCUGCUUUUGCAUGGGGACUGCUGUCAGCACUGCAUCAGCCCCCCCGCCACCCCCGUGCAAAGCAGAGGGAAUCCGAGUGGUCCCCUUUCAGCUGCCACUGUCUUUGGCCUCAUGUUUCUAUGAUCCUGUGUUGCUCGCUGGGUAGUACACAGCGUUUCACUCUGUCCUCAUCUAGAAUUUCAGGGCUCCCCUUUUAGAUUUCUGGCACAGAAAAGGGGAACAGGGAUAGCAGUCAAUAGCUCUAGACAUGAGACUCACUGUAAUGCAGCUCUCGCAUUCGGCAAGUGUGGGCUUAUUCAUAUGAAAACAUUUUUGUAGUGCAAAUCUGCAGUAGUGCAGCAAACAGUUCUCAAAGGUGUUGUGGAGCAUAGGCGCUGGCUUGCUGGUUCUUGAGGAAUUAGGGUAUUUAUGCUCUGUCUUCCCAACCUAGCUGUAAGCUUCCUGUCACUGUAAUCCAGUGGCUAAAGCACAAACUUCCAGAAGGCAGGGCAGUUUCUCUGUGUUUGGCCCUACGCACACCCAAAUGCCCUGAGACAGUGGUUCUCAGCCAGGAGGAUUUUGUUCCCAGUAGACAUUUGGCAGUGUCUGGCGCCAUUUUUGGUUGUUGGAACCAAAAUCCCGGAGAUGGGGGGUGGAGUACUGUUGACAUCUUGUGGGUAGAGACCAGGGAGGCUGCCGAACACCUACAGUGCCCCCAGCAACGGAAUCAGGUGGGCCCCAAAUGUCAGUAGUGCCAGAAGGAAACCCUGCACUAAUGGACUGAAGUCACAAGUGCCGAGUUCUGCUCCCUUCAGCUUCCGCUGCCCCCCUGCUGAGGUGUUGAAGAAGUGAUCUCACAUACCUAGGUGCUGGGCAUGUUCCCAGAGGUGGGUCAUAUUAAUGACAGGCCUGGUGGGGUGCCUACUGUGGGAGGCAUCCAGUAAAUGCAGGUGGUGCAUGUGCCCACCUUGGUGAUUGCAGGCAGAGCAAUGUUGGAGUGUCUGACCGUGGGUGAAAGGGAAGGGUUAGUAGCCUGUUUUCUCUUCCAAAAUCAGAUGUGGGAGGAUAAAAGGCAGCCAGCUGCUCAGCUUCAGGUUAAGAGCGUCUACAGUAGAACCAGAUGCCCUCUUUGAGGGCCAACACUAGAAGCCUCUUGAAACUCACUCCUGUUACAGGAGGCAAGGAAGUGGCAUACUAUUGCCCAGUGCCACAAAAUGCUUCCUCAGUGGCACUCUGCCAGGUGGAGGGUGGCAGGCUGUAAUGGGGCCCCAGGAGGAAACUGAACACACACAGCUGCUGACAGCCAGCCAGCCCCACAAGCAACGUGAUGCCAGAGACACCAGGCCUCUCAGAACAGCCUGGGCACCAGGAAAAGAAAGUCUGUUGGCAGGGCUUACCUAGGCACCAGGCCUGCAGGGGAGAGGACUUCAUUAGAAGGGAUGAUGCCAAGUGUUGUACCAGGAGAGCCAGGUAAUCUCUCUCUUCCCACCCACUCCCCUGGUGACUGGGAGUCAUCCAUUUUGCCUUAUUUUUAGGGUGACCACUUAUCCUGGUUUACACCUGUGGUCUUGGCAUCAUUAUUAAUAGCUGCAUUCAGUCUCCAAAGUAUCUCCGUUUUGGAGAAUAAAUUACAGUCACCUAUUGUACCAUGUAGUUUUCUAAUAUAAUAGUUUCCUCCAAUACAGUAGUUUUGGGGGGCAUUAUAUUUGUAGAAUGUUUUUGUACAAAAUGGGUCACAUCUUAAAAUUUAUCAUUAAUUGGAUCCCAAAGAGUAGUAAAAGAAUGGUUGAUUCCCACCAAUGGGAAAAAAAUGUUUUAGAACAGUUUCUGAUAGGGAAAUAGGGAGAGUAAUUCAAAUCUGUUUAUUUGCAUUUUUCAAAUUACUACCCUAUCUCUAAAUUCUAAUGGGGAAUGGGAUUCUAACCGGCAGGAAGGAAGGGGGAGGAGCAAGGGGCUAUGGUUAUCCACAAUUAGCUUGAGUCACUGGGCUGUGUAGCAGAGAUAAUCCACGGAGUACAUGGCUGCUUUUUCCAAAGUCAGCUCUGCAGAUUUUGCUGGUGCUCUGGGAAUUAGCAAAUCAGCGCUAGUCGAGAUUUAUCUUUCCAGAGCUGCUCCUGGUUGGGGAGAUUUGCAGAGAGGGUUGUUUCUUUCAGCCUGUGUCCCUGGCAUCUGAGAGUCUUGUUCUUAAAAUGCAAAAAAAAAAAAACCACACACUUUGGUUUCUGCCUUUCUUUUCGCUCGCUUGCUUCUCUUCAACUCCAUCUUUCUCAGACUGGUUUUUAAAGGCAGGAGUGUUUCCCCCUCCCCCUGCACUCGUGUUAUCUUGCUCUUUGAUCCCGCUGCUCUAUUGUGACGCAAGUGACUGGCAUGAAGUGUGGAUUUUGAAAAUGUGUCACUGGAGGUGUCCAACUGCUGUUGAACUUGAGUGAUUCAAUAAACAAAGCAGCAGACUGAGAA
Messenger RNA from Manis javanica (Malayan pangolin), 8102 nucleotides. The record is from RefSeq and is a predicted model, not a curated record. Lineage: Eukaryota; Metazoa; Chordata; Mammalia; Pholidota; Manidae.